Molecule: messenger RNA, 385 nt
Organism: Oncorhynchus gorbuscha (pink salmon)
Lineage: Eukaryota; Metazoa; Chordata; Actinopteri; Salmoniformes; Salmonidae
Product: band 4.1-like protein 1
Exons: 2
Coding region: 20-385 (121 amino acids)
Source: RefSeq, a predicted model, not a curated record
AGGUUAAAGAGAGGUUGCUAUGCCAACAGAGCUUGGCUCUGAGUCACAGGUGAAGAAGGCAGCCGAAGAGUCCUCCUGGCAGAAGGGGGCAGCAACAGGCAUGCAGGACUCGGCUUUAGACGCGAAGAUGGCCAAACAGGACCAGGACUCCAAACUGAUCGACGACCACAGGGAAAUAGACGACGUGUCAGAAAAGACCACCCCAAACAAGACCCCCAAGUCCCCCCAGAAGACUUCCAAACGGCCAAAGACUGUUCCCUUCAAGGUCACCCUACUGGACACCUCUGACUAUGAGGCAGGGAUUGAGGUAAGCAUGGAUAAAGGGAAGAAUUUCAUCCCUGAACAGAACCAUGUUGGAGGUUACGUCCAGAACGGGUUUGAAUGA